Molecule: messenger RNA, 1458 nt
Organism: Pyrenophora tritici-repentis Pt-1C-BFP
Lineage: Eukaryota; Fungi; Ascomycota; Dothideomycetes; Pleosporales; Pleosporaceae
Source: RefSeq, a predicted model, not a curated record
AUGUUUGCUUGCCCGAUAGAAACUUCCUCGUCGCCGACUUCAACCAAGACGGAGCAGGACUCCGGUAGCGAUGAGACCGCUCCACCGAGCAUCAUCUUGUCCCCACAGCCCUCACCAAGCGAUCCAAAUGACCCUCUUCGCUGGCCACGUUGGAAGAAGCAUGUAGCGUUCGCCUCGGUGUGCGCCUUCACGUUCCUGACAAAUUUCGGGAUUGCCGGUCUGUCACCAGCGUUUUACAUCCUUUCGGGCGAAUUCUCCAAGCCAAUCAACCAAAUGUCACAUAUGCUUGUGUAUCCCAUCUUGGUUCUAAGAGUCUUCAACUUCUUCUGGGUGCCAAUGGCCAAUUUCUUUGGGAAAAGACCAAUCUUUGUGUUUGCUAGUGGACUGCUCUGCGACCUAUACUUUUUGCAUGAACGUGGUGGCAAAAUGGGGUUCUACAUGAACGCCAUAGCAGGUGGCAACACGAUCGGUCCCCUGGUCUGCGGUUUCAUCGUCACAAAUCUCUCCUGGCGCUGGCAAAAAUGGAUUACUGUGAUUUUGACUGCAAUAAACUUCAUUGCCAUCAUACUCUUCGUUCCUGAAACAAGGUACAAGCGGGAGGAAGUAGAUGGAGUUGACGACGCGAGUUACCCAUCAAACGAGAGGAUUGUCUUGACACAAGAAAAGGCCUCACAGGAUAUUAUCGGUCAUGGAAAUGUACAGCAACUGCCAAAGAAGACCUGGGCGCAGGAUCUGAGCUUGUGGAGCGGAACUUCGGAAACGAACAUUGCCAAGAUAUUCAUACGUAGACCUUUUCCAAUGAUCGUGUAUCCGGCAGUCAUCUACGCGUUUCUCUGCUACUCGAUAUCCCUUGUCAUCACGGUCGCUGUCAACAUUCUCAAUCCUUUCGUACUACAAGCACCUCCGUAUAACUGGAGCCCGCAAAUAAAUGGCCUCAUAAACAUCCCUGGUAUAUUGGGCAACGUUUUUGGAUCAUGGGCUGGAGGUAACCUGGUUGACGCCUGGUGCAAAUGGCGUACGACAAGGUAUCUUGGUGUCUACGAGCCUGAGAGUAGAAUCUACAUGGUAGCCAUCCCACUGGUGAUCACAACGUCGGGGUCCAUCCUGUUUGGUUAUGGCGUUCAGGAUGCGCUGUCGUGGGUGUCACUGUUCUUCGGCUAUGGGAUGAUCUCGGUAGCGCUGACUGCGAUCCCUACAGUUACUUUGGCGUAUUUGAGUGACUGUGCACUGCCAGUAAACUCUGACGUCCUGCUACUUGUCAAUGGGCUGAAGAACAUUGUGGCUUUUGGCUUCUUGUACGGUGUCAUACCUUGGGUUGACAGUGUUGGUUACACGAGUAGUUUUGGUACCCUGGCAGGUAUUUUUGCUGGCAUCGUUGGCGUCGGCGCUGUGUUUCUAAUUAUGUACGGCGCCACUGUGCGCCAUGUAUCGGCCCAGUGGAAAGUAAUCCUAGAGUGA